GGUGAACAGACUCAGUGUUGGGCAGCUCGUUUCCACGUCAUAAUGGCUGGUGAAGGGGAAGACGAUGGCGUUUUAUUUGAGGAGCUCAUGCUUUUCCUGCCAACUUGAAUUCACACUUGACUGACUCACGACUUCGCUAUGAUCCAGGGCACGCGGGAAGUCCAUCAAACUUAUUUACUUUGGAAUAUUUAUUUUGUACAGAUAAGGAAUGCUCAUCAUGUGGGUGACUAUGAGUUCUUCGUAUAUGUUUUGUUGUUACUCAGAGUUCCAUGGUAAAAACCAAUCAUCAAACAACAACUAAGCUCGGGACUAAUAGUCUUAACCAUUCGAAAAUAAGCGCUGGGGGUACGAUAAGCUCGGGAGGGGGGUCUGAGGUCGGGGCGAGCUGAAGAAGGCGGCUACACCAUGUAAACGCUCUCUCUAAAAUGACUGGGUGCCAGAUCAAGGCGGACUUAUCGUAAGCCUAGGGUUGAAUUAGCCCGGGCUUCUUUUUCUCAUGUAAACACCCCCCCCCCCCCCCCCUGAGUGUGUGGUUUAGAUCCCCGUCUUGUGUGGAGAAAAAUUGAAGUUCACUCAAUUGUGCAGCCUCUCAGUUGACAGAUUUCAUUGCUGCCUCCGCAUGCAACUAGGAAAACUUGUUUUGCGCAACCUCGCAGUUUAUAUAUUUUUCAAGAGGCAUGGCACUGGAGUUUGCUAAUCAAUUAAUUGUUUGCUGCCACAAAAUUGUCACUCUUUUCACAAGAAAGUGAACCAUGUGUACUAUAUCUUGUGUGUGUAUGUGUGUGUGUGUGCGUUCGUGUGGGCGUUCGUGUGUGUGUGUGUGUGUGUGCGCGCGUGCGCGCGCGUAUGUGUAUGCAUAUGUGUGUGUUAAUUCGUACUGUAUUUGGGCACGUACACAUGCACUUCAUGUGGUUCUUCAGGGUUCGCCAUUGCUGGAGCAUUUACAAGAUGUUGGUGUUCUAGAUGGGCUACACAUAAGUAAGAAGGUGGCGUCACAGCCCAGCGAUGGCCACACACUCGUCCUUGGCCUUGCCCUUCAGACAUGGCUCUCCGGUGCAUUGGAAUCAGCUUCUGAGUUGCUUGGUCACGUCCUAUUAAUUGCAACAGGAGCACGACAUGCCAAUACUUGCAGCAUUAGUCUUCUGAUGCAGUCACGUCUGCUCAGCAAUGAUGAUCAAACUCUCUUGGCGUUUUUUGAUGAGUCCGCUUUCUCUAUGCAACCAGCUGCUACCGAUUCCUUGCCGUCUUCAUCAAGUUCGUUCAGGAGAAAACUGGUCUUCUCAUCGCUACUGGCUGUAGUCCUGGGUUUGUUGCUGUCUGGGAGCAUGAUGGCUGUUGUUCUCGCGAUGCUCAUCUUGCUUAUCAUCACUCUGGUGUUGUCCUGUAACAUGCUAGUUGGUAGAGUUGUAUCAAUCCUGGAUGAAUGGCGUCGAUCUUCUGAGCAGCUAAAUGCAACGCUGGCACAGUCACUGCGACUAAUGCAAGAUAUUGAAGUGGUUCACCACGGCUUUCUGAGGCCAUCACUAACAGGUGGGUCUGUUCGUCGCGAUGGAAGUCUGUUCGCAUCGGCCUCUUUGUCCUGUACAUCAGCGCUGGGAACAUCAGUUCGCAAUUCCACGUUGCUCACCUACUAUGCCUUUUGUCAGUUGACAAAAGCUCUCAUUGAGAGGCACCCACUGUUAGGUAAUGUGGACAGUAUAGAUCACUAUCUAUGCUAUGCUGAUCUCAACAUACCAACACUGCAAGACCUGGGCGUCCAGUCAGCGGAUGGUAGUACUAUGGAUCUGUCUCACUCCACGUUGAAGAUGUAUGUGAAUCUACUGCGAAACCAGCAGUCGGAGUGCAUCCGCCGGCUCUUGCUCUGCUUUACACCGAAAGCCCGGGGAUUUGAGUUUGGUGUGGGGAUGUAUCUUUCUAUGUGGACUCUUCUCAAGGCGGAUGUUAAAUUGGUGAAAGAGCAACACUGUCAACUGCAGGCAUCACUUGACUACAUGCAUAGCAGACUUAGUGAUCCACCAGCACCGCGUUCACUUGCCAUUCCAGAGAAGUCAUCUUCUAAUCGCUUCUCCCACCUUCUAUACCUAUCACAUAACUUGCAGUUGCACUUGCAUGCUGCGCUGGAAAGGUCGGAGUUGCUCAGAACUGCACUUGCUAAUGAGUCAUCUCAUGAUGAUGAUGAUGAUGCUGGCGCACUGGCGGAGAUUAGCAAGACUGCGCAGGCUUGUGUUGAUCUGGUGGAAGUGUCAGUUUCCUCAUCACAAUCGUAUAUUACGGAUGUAUCAGCCAGUCUCACUGCACUGCGUAGGGUUGAUAGAGCCCCAGACACAACUGGAGAAGUCUUAGAUUGGCAAGAUGAAGCUAUGACAUUGGAAGCAGACCCUGCUAGUCGAGAUGAUAAGCCCGCUGUUGGAGAAUCAGAUGACGAGGAAAGGGUGUAUGAAGCCACGGUGGAUAGUAGUGACGAAUCCGAGAAUGAAACGAGAAAGCUAACACCCUCUGAGAGGCGUGCAGAGAUAGAGCGCCGACAGCGGGAAGCUGAGGAACCCCUGCGCAUGGUGAGAGAGCUCAAAGCUGUGCUUGCAUCCAGGCAAGCGAAUGCUGUACUGCGCAAGUCUGCCGCCGCCGCUACAUCCACCAGUGCAAGUGCUGAUGCAUCGACUGCUUCCACUACGUCUGAGGCCACUGCUAGUGCUGCUGCCGUGUCGUCAAAGGUCACCGAGAGCAGCACCAAUGGCACUGUAUCCGAUUCAACUGCUGGAGCACCUGAUCUAUCUGAAUGCAUCCAACCUGAGUCUGUUCCAAGAGCAGAGUCUAGUGGUCAGUGCAUGCCUGGUCCAGAUGAUAGUUACAUCCACAGGAGAGAUGAUAUCACCACCACCAUCAGCAGCACCACCACCAGCAGCAGCACUAACGACAGUAGCACAAACACACAGUCUGCUGAUGCUCUGGCACCACUAUGCAGUAAUCAGCCUGGGGACAAUGUACCUAGCUCGGCGCUUGCUGCAAACAAGCAAGUGGAAUCCACCAGGGUUGACCAGCAUGUAGAUGAUCACUGCUCAGCUACUACCGAAGCCAGUUCAUUAUCUCCAACACACUUGUUUGCGACGUCGUCGACACCUUCGUCAAUGGCCCAAAUGGCUGCUAUGUUGGCACUGAGAGGGCGCUCAGCUGCAGGCCUUGGCAAGGUUGAGACAUUUGGAAGUGACGAGUCAGACGAGAGUGAUAAAAGUGAGGAGGAUGUGUGAGUGUUUAUGACGGUGGAGCAAGCAGCUGUGCCGCUGUUGCUCCACAACUCUCCAGCCACUUUGUUGCGCAAUCAAUUGUACCGCGACUGCUCUGACAGUUAGAAUGCACUCAUCCUACUCCAGCCACUUUGUGUUCAGAGGUACUCAGUAUGCUUAGCAGUGGCUCAGGACCGCAAGUUGCGGUUCGUUGUGCCAGAGAAAACACUAUGUCCUAGUGUUAGGCACUUUUGAUGUGAAUCGAAGGGCUACGUUAAGUAUGGAGCUUAGCAGGUCCAUGAUCACAGCUAUGCGACUUCCAGUGAUUGCCGUACCAAACAGGCCUGCUGGAACCGGUCCGGUUGGUCAGGUUAUUGCCGGACCAACUUUUUGGCCACCAACAUGUGUUUGGUACUGUGGAGGGCAUAUGUAUCCAACGUUUCGAUACCCAAAGUAUGAAAGGCCACAAUUCUACCGAGCCAAUCAAAAACUGCUUCCAGUGAUUGCCCUACCAAUACACCAGCUGUAGUAGUAGGUCCAAUACCAAGCAACCGUGUACCCUGCCUCCUUUCUGUACAUCACACACUAUGAAGAAAUUGCAGGAACCUGGCAUACGGUAUUGAACUACCAGGGGCGUAGCAGCCGCUCCGGCCGGUCCGGCUUUGGCCGGACCACUUUUUCGCCCGACCACGACCACCAUAGUUAAACAAUGCCAAAAGUGCCCAGAAUGCAGGAUUUUGCACCCUAAUUUUAAAAAAAAACAGGGGGGAGAUCCCCCUGGACCCCCCCCCCCCCCCCCUGGCCGGACCACCGCCAUCGGCGGUGCUACGCGCCUGACUACUGAUGUCUUCACAUGACUGUACAAUCAUGUAUAUGCCUUACAUUGGUACUGAGUUUGAGAUUUUAACCCUUUUUUUCGGUAGAUGCGGGCGUCACCG
Sycon ciliatum is the source of this 4159-nucleotide messenger RNA. RefSeq names its product serine-rich adhesin for platelets-like. NCBI's taxonomy places the organism in Eukaryota, Metazoa, Porifera, Calcarea, Leucosolenida, Sycettidae. Gene Ontology annotation, cellular component: plasma membrane. The record is from RefSeq and is a predicted model, not a curated record. Bases 753 to 3245 code for a protein of 830 amino acids. Gene Ontology annotation, biological process: cell-cell adhesion. Gene Ontology annotation, molecular function: myosin binding. The transcript has 20 exons.